This is a messenger RNA of Pteronotus mesoamericanus, 840 nucleotides long. It is a transcript of the gene CPLANE2, whose product is annotated as ciliogenesis and planar polarity effector complex subunit 2. The transcript is spliced from 6 exons. The record is from RefSeq and is a predicted model, not a curated record. Lineage: Eukaryota; Metazoa; Chordata; Mammalia; Chiroptera; Mormoopidae. Gene Ontology annotation, molecular function: GTPase activity; GTP binding. Bases 1 to 840 code for a protein of 279 amino acids.
AUGGUGAGGGCUGGGUGGCCCCGAGUCAUUCUGCCAUCUCCCUACCCCAUCGGGUGCCCAGCCAUGGCCAGACCACCCGCCCCAGGCUCGGUGAUUGUCCCAGACUGGCACGAAAGUGCCGAAGGCAAGGAGUACCUGGCCUGCAUCCUGCGCAAGAACCGCCGGCGGGUGUUUGGGCUGCUCGAGCGACCGGUGCUGCCCCCAGCCGUGGCCAUUGACACGGCCAGCUACAAGAUCUUCGUGUCUGGGAAGAGUGGCGUGGGCAAGACGGCACUGGUGGCCAAGCUAGCUGGCCUGGAGGUGCCCGUGGUACACCACGAGACCAUUGGCAUCCAGACCACCGUGGUGUUUUGGCCAGCCAAGCUGCAGGUCAGUGACCGUAUCGUCAUGUUCCGCUUUGAGUUCUGGGACUGCGGGGAGUCUGCGCUCAGAAAGUUCGAUCACAUGCUGCCGGCCUGCAAGGAGAAAACAGAUGCUUUCCUCUUCCUCUUCUCUUUUACCGACCGUGCCUCCUUUGAAGACCUCCCUGGACAGCUGACCCGCAUAGCAGGGGAGGCCCCUGGUGUCGUCAGGAUGGUCAUCGGCUCCAAAUUUGACCAGUACAUGCACACGGACGUGCCUGAACGUGACCUCACCACCUUCCGCCAGGCCUGGGAUCUGCCCCUCCUGCGGGUGAAGAGUGUGCCCGGGCGGCGGCUGGCAGAUGGGCACACACUGGAUGGGCGGGCGGGGCUGGCCGACGUUGCCCACGUGCUCAAUAGCCUGGCGGAGCAGCUGUGGCACCAGGACCAGGUGGCAGCUGGCCUGCUCCCCAGCCCCCAAGAGAACACCCCCAGCUGA